GGAGAAAACCAAGGAGCUUAAACUAUUACUAAAUUCCAAGAACAAAGAAAGCCGACAGCAAGGUAGGUAUGUAGGUUUUUGUCCUUCCCCAUUUAAAUUAUUCUCUACAUGUGUGGCUGUCAUUUCAGGCUGCAUUGACCAUUACUCCUACUAUCUAUCCCAACCAAACUUCAUCGGAAUGGCUAAUGCUGCUCUUUCUUCACUUAUGCAUACACUGCAGCAACUCCUGCAGCCUAACCAACGUUUGAUUUGUGGAAGCUGUAUACAACAGCAUGCUGAAUCUGCUUGGCACGAUCUUUUUGCUCUACAAGUUUUUCUUGAAGAGGCUACAAAAGAAACUAAUGAUAUUGAAAUUCUGAAGGUUACAGAAAAGAGGAUCAGACAUGUAGUCUAUAAAACAGAAGAUAGAGUUGAUUCAAGCCUGAGAAGCGUCAUUCUGGCAGAUAAUGGAGAUGACCGAGAAAAGGCUUGUAGAUCCUUCUAUGAAGAAUUGCUAGAAGUGGAAAGCGAAGUUUGUUCUCUCAGGGAAGAGGCGCAGCAGAUCAAGUUUAACAAGCAUGGAAGCAAGUCAACAGAAGCAACUACUACUUCUUCAUCAUCAAGAAGGUAUGCAACUGAUCACAAUACUGCUAUUGGAAUGGAGGAUGACUUCAAUACCAUACUAGAUCGCCUCACCGCCCAAACGGAUGAGUUAACGGUCAUACCAAUUGUCGGUAUGGCCGGCAUAGGUAAGUCAACUCUUGCCAGAAAACUUUAUGAUGAUUCAUCUAUUCGUUGUAGAUUUGAUAAAUAUGCAUGGGUCACUAUCUCCGAAGAAUACAAUGAAACACAAAUGCUUCGUGAAGUUGUCUCCUCAAUUACUGGAAGCAAUCAAGAAAUGAGAAACGAUCAACUGAUGGAGAUAGUGUUUAGAGGUCUGAAGCGUAGGAGAUAUCUAAUUGUCAUAGAUGAUCUUUGGAGUAUUGAGGCUUGGGACCAAAUGCGAAUAAUAUUUCCAGACGACAACAAUAAAAGCCGAAUUCUAUUAACCACUCGGCUCAAAUACGUUGCUGAUUAUGCCAGCUGCCCUGGUUCUCCUCCUCAUGGUAUGUCUUUCCUACGUUUUGGAGAUAGUUGGAAUCUAUUUACUGAAAGACUUUUCAGAAAAGAUCCCUGUCCUCCACAACUAGAAGAAAUAGGGAAGCGUAUCGUACACAAAUGCGAAGGAUUACCUCUCUCGAUUGUUGUCGUUGCUGGGCUUCUUGGAAAGAUGGAGCCAACACAUGAUAACUGGAAGAAAGUUGAGGAAAAUUUGAGCUCAUUCUUUGGUACGGUUUCUGACUUGUGUCAAGCAAUACUUUCUUUGAGCUACAGUUACUUACCCCAACAUUUGAAGGCUUGUUUUUUGUAUGUUGGAGGUUUUCCUGAAGAUGCGGAGAUUCGUGUUUCUGUGUUGAUUAGGCUAUGGAUUGCUGAGCUAUUCAUAAAGGCAAGAAGCAAUCAAAGGCUAGAAGUGGUGGCAGGAGAGUAUAUAGAAGAGCUCAUUGACAGAAGUCUAAUUUUGGCUGGUGAACGGAAGGCUAAUGGAAGAAUGAAAACUUGCAAAAUUCACGAUCUUCUUCGGCAGCUGUGCAUAAGAGAAGCUCAAAUUGAAAAUUUUGUACAUGUCAAGAAUGAGAAUGUCCCUAUUUUCUCAGAAGCAAUAAAUUAUGAACGGCGAGUGAUUGUGCCGCUUGAUAUUCAUAUCAAGCAUGAUCAUCGUUACAGGCAUGGGAGUGAUAUUAUCAGUACAAUCCGCAGCUUGGUUUUUACGAGCAUUAAUCGUUUUGAUAUUUAUGAGCAGCGCCCCUGUUCCAUUAUCUCACAUUUUGAGCUGCUUAAGGUGUUGGAUGUAUCUUCAAUUAGAUACGAUUUCUCUGAUGUAGUACCUCAACUUGUACAUUUGAGAUAUGUUGCUGCAAAAAUAGACAAAGCUCCUUCACUAGCCAAAUUGUGGAAUUUACAGACCAUAAUUCUACGUAGUUUUACAAGCAGAUACUUCCAGCUCCCACUAGAGAUCUGGACGAAGACAGAGAUAAGACAUCUAGAUAUUGGAUGGCAUAUAGAUCUGCCCAACCCUCUUGAGGCAGAAAGUCAUGGAGAACAACCUUUGUUUCUCAAUAAUUUGCAAGUACUUCUUGUCAAUUCCUCUCCUUUUUUGGCAGAAAUACUAAGAAGAACUCCCAAUCUAAUUAAGCUAGAGAUUCUGUGUUUGAACCCUGUUGAUUGGCCUGCUAUUCUUGAUUCUGUCAUUCUAUUACAGCAUAUGGAGGCACUAACUAUAGAAGCACAACUAGUCUUUGCCCCGAUGAUUCUCUCCCAGGAUUUUUUCCCGCCUAAUGUCAAGCAGUUGAGUUUACAUUUUACUAAUUUGCCAUGGGAAGAUAUGGUUGUGCUGGCUAAUUUACCCAAUCUUGAGGUUCUCAAAACAAGUUAUGCAUUCAGGGGAACAGAUUGGAGACUAGAUGAAGACGUUGUGUUUCAAAAAUUAAAAUAUCUACGACUUGAGCUGGAACGUCUGGAAAGGUGGGAAGCAGCUAGUGAUAAUUUUCCUAUGCUUGAGCAACUAUUACUGAUUAGGUUGCAUAAAGUGAAGGAGAUUCCCCAGAGUAUUGGAGAAAUAAUGACCCUAAAAUUAAUCAAAAUAGUAAUUUGCAGCUCUACAGCCGUCAGUAGUGCAAAGAAAAUUCAAGAAGAGCAAGAAAGCUAUGGAAAUAAUGAGCUUCAAGUUCGAAUUUUUUGGCAGUGACCCUAACUCACAACCCAAAAGCUAGCUCAAAGGGAGAGAAUUGCCCAAGCCUUAUAAGGAACCCGGAGUUCUCGUCCGUCACCGAUGUGGUAUAUUCUCUUCGUCAAAACGUAGGAUUUAGUUGUAAAACAAUAUAUUAAGUGAUAAUGUGCAACCACAACAUAUCACUAAAUUUUUCACGUGAUUUCUAUGCAGGGGGGAUUUUUUUAGCUCAUUGAAAGUUGGAAAAUCUACUGGUGUUGGAGGUGUUAAAACCCUGAGUAAAUGAGACAUUCU
Molecule: messenger RNA, 3043 nt
Organism: Lycium ferocissimum
Lineage: Eukaryota; Viridiplantae; Streptophyta; Magnoliopsida; Solanales; Solanaceae
Product: putative late blight resistance protein homolog R1B-8
Exons: 2
Coding region: 179-2767 (862 amino acids)
Biological process (GO): defense response to other organism
Molecular function (GO): ADP binding
Source: RefSeq, a predicted model, not a curated record